AUGAUGGGCUCCUGGCAAGAGCGUCAAAUCUGCGAUCGAGACCCCUACGCCUUCACCACCAACUCCAGCAGCAACAGCAACCACAGUCGCCAACGCCAGGAAUUCCUCCUCCCGAUCCUCUUCUACGCCUUUGCGCUGAUCAACUUCAUCCUCACGAUCCCCCGGUCCUGGUCGCCCAUCGAACACCAACGAAGCCCCGAGCAACAAGAACUCUCCGCCCGGCCUGUCGCAACAGAUCUCCGUUUCCGCGUCGCCGCAUUCAUGGCUCUCGCGGGUAUGCUGGUCAUCUGCUACGCCCUGGAACAUAGUAUCUAUCGCUACAAGGCCCGUCCGGCGAGUAUCCUCGGCCAACUGCUCUUCUAUCUUAACGAAGCGCCGUCGCAGUUCCUGGUUAUUAUUGCCUUGCUGGGCGUGAAGAUUGGGUAUGCGAUUGCGUCCGCGUUUGAUUGGUCCCUGUCGCCGUUACGGUAUGAUGUUGACUCUGGGUGGAUUUAUGGGCUGGGGUAUACGCCUGUUCUGUUAGUCAUUGUGGUCAUGAAUAUGUGUGGCUUUUGUGAGUUGAAUGAGGAUCAGGCGUUGAUUGCCCGGCGUGGGGAUCUUGAAGCUGCGCGCGCGAGCAAGUUCGGGAUCGGUCAGAAGAAACCGAGUUGGUGGGACGCUGGGCGGUGGACGACGUUCGCGAGGGAUGUUGUUGAUCGGCCAUCUUCGCCGGAUAAGGGGGAUCUGGACCAUUUUGUUGAGAUGGGGGUUAUUAAACCUAGGGCGCGGAGUGAGGGGCAGGUAGAAGGGGAGGAGAAACCGAGUGAUGGGACUCGUGUGACUACUCGGAUGGCUAGUCAGGGGAGUGAGUCGAGUAGUGCUGGGAGUGUCUCGCCGGAGAGGAUGGAGGUUGUCGUACAGGAGGGUCAUCGGGGGAAUUUCUCGGAUGAGACGUUGACGGAGAAUCCAUUGCCACCGAUGGGGAGGAAUUAUCAUUUGGAUUAA
This is a messenger RNA of Aspergillus melleus, 984 nucleotides long. RefSeq lists its product as uncharacterized. The transcript is spliced from 2 exons. Bases 1 to 984 code for a protein of 327 amino acids. Lineage: Eukaryota; Fungi; Ascomycota; Eurotiomycetes; Eurotiales; Aspergillaceae. The record is from RefSeq and is a predicted model, not a curated record.